UUACCUUCGCCUCACAAGAUACAGUUAUGAAGAAAAGCACACUCACAUGCACAUGCUUCAGUUUACAGGAAAUUUGCUGAAGGCAAAUGUACAGAAAGAGGCUGAAAAUUAUUACAAGUCUCAACAUCUCAACAACAAGAGUGACAGCAAUUUGACAAAAUGAAUGAAUCCUAUACAGACAGGAUGGAAACAACACCAUACUAUUACGAUGAAACCGGAAACACAUGUACUAAUGAAAAUUCACACAUAAAUUCAAAUCUCAAGGCAGCCAUUUUCUACAUAGUUUUUGUGAUUGGCCUUCUUGGCAACAUCACGGUCUUAUGGGUCCUCUUGAAAAAAAUGCAUGUGAAAAAUAUGACAAAUCUCUGCCUGCUAAAUCUGGCCCUGUCAGACCUACUGAUGGUCCUCUCACUGCCCUCCUGGGCUCUCUAUGCUCAGGGCCACUACUUUAAAGCCAAUGCAAUGUGUAAGGCUAUGGCAGGUACAUACCAAGUGGGAUUUUACAGUGGGAUCUUAUUCGUGACCCUGAUGAGCGUGGAUCGCUAUCUGGUCAUCGUACACGCCGUUGCGGUGCUGGGAGCGAAGAUGCUGCGUUAUGGAAUUGUGGCGAGUCUCAUUACAUGGAUGGUUUCGAUCUGUGCCGCCCUUCCGGAGGCCAUCUUUGCAGCAAUGGUGGAAGAGGACAACAUCACUAGCUGUCAGCGAGUUUAUCCUGCUGGGUCGUCCCAGAAGUGGAAGCUUUUCCGUAACUUUAGUGAAAAUACAGUAGGACUGUUCAUAUCUUUGCCCAUUAUAGCCUACUGCUACUUCAUGGUCCUAAUGGUUGUGAAGAAGACAAAAAACUCGAAAAAGGAUCGUGCAAUCAAGCUCAUCUUAGGCAUUGUCAUCGUGUUUGUGGUUUUCUGGGUGCCCUACAAUGUGGUGGUGUUUCUGAAAACCUUGCAGGAGUUUGACAUUCUAACUAGCUGUGAGGCUCACAGUAAUAUCAUCACAGCCAUGGAGUGGACAGAGAUGAUCGCACUCACACACUGCUCUGUAAAUCCGGUGAUUUAUGCUUUUGUUGGAGAAAAGUUCAGGAAAUGUCUUAUAAGUGUGUUUGCAAGACAUCUUAAAUGUUUGAAGACCUACCAGUCAACAUCUACACAAUCAAAAGUUUCAGAGAAUGAAACUUCCAAUACAGCUAUUUUUUUUACAUCUCCCACCAAACAUACACAAGUUUAAAAAAAAAAAUUCUAAUGCAGUAAGAAACCCGACAUUGUUUCAAAAUAUUUCGGUUCUGUUUCUUUGUUUUUGUACAUAUUGUGCUCAUCAUUUAAUCUUGCUUUGUUUUUGUAAAUAUAAAGAUGUUAAUCUUCAUUCAUGCAUUGCACUAUAUAAUGCAAUCUAACAUUUGUUGAUUUAAUGAUGGUAAUAUCAUAUCAAUUAUUCUACCUCAAUUAGUGGAAACAAUCAUCAUUGUAAAAAAAGAAAGAAAAAAGUGAUGGGGAAAGUAAUGCAGCUUUCUACAUUCAA
Molecule: messenger RNA, 1512 nt
Organism: Rhinichthys klamathensis goyatoka
Lineage: Eukaryota; Metazoa; Chordata; Actinopteri; Cypriniformes; Leuciscidae
Product: C-C chemokine receptor type 4
Exons: 2
Coding region: 160-1221 (353 amino acids)
Biological process (GO): chemotaxis; G protein-coupled receptor signaling pathway; immune response
Cellular component (GO): membrane
Molecular function (GO): chemokine receptor activity
Source: RefSeq, a predicted model, not a curated record